This is a messenger RNA of Phytophthora nicotianae INRA-310, 1194 nucleotides long. RefSeq lists its product as hypothetical. The coding region runs from base 65 to 1057 and encodes 330 amino acids. Lineage: Eukaryota; Oomycota; Peronosporomycetes; Peronosporales; Peronosporaceae. The record is from RefSeq and is a predicted model, not a curated record. The transcript has a single exon.
UUGAGCGGGACUACGCCGAAACGAGUCUGGGAGUUGCAGUUCACUGGCGACAAGAGCACUGAUAAUGCCAGCGUCUGUAGCGGAUCAAGGCGCGCUGCCACAGGAGGUGAUGAUUUACGAGGAGUUAAAAACACCAGAGAUUGAUCAAUUGGCUGCUGGACGCUGUCAACCUGUCAGCGGGAAGGUAAUGGAGACCGGCAAAAAGCGAACACUAGACGUAAUGCAGAGUGAUGGUCAUAUUGCAGCGAGGAAAACAGUCGAAGACACGCCGGAUCGUACUUCGAGCGAGGACGAGCAGCAACGACGAGACAAUCCUGGAGCUGUGCACGUGGACGCUGGGCUUCCCCCGAUGGCUCCCACGAAGGUCCCGCCGAAGUCGGCAAUGGCAGCAAAAGAAGACGCAAACAAAAAUCAAAGUGAGAGGUAUAGGGCUGCGAAUGUGGUGGAGGUGGUAGGAGGAGAUCGACUGCCCAGACCUCCGGCUGCAACGAAGAAGACGAAGCUGGGGAAGGCCAAGACAUCGAAGAAAGCAGCUACGAAAUCUGACCAAGAGCGGAGGAGAAAACGGAAGGAGAGAAAUUCAAGAUCGUCUGCAGGCAUCUCGCAGGCAUCGGCGGAGAUGCUCUUCCAGUGCUCAUGCCAGCUACUGAGGACGCAGGCGCUGGAGUAUGAUGUGCGUGCUCGUGAGAUGGAGGAGCGCAAUUCGACACAGGCGAAGGAGAUUGAGGAGUGGGAGAAGAGGAUCCGUAGUCUCAAACGCGAAUUGGAGGAGUACGCAGACGAGCUGCCGUCGAGUGAGAUGGCAGAUACGGCUUUGAUCGAGGCACAUCCCGCGGCUCAAAGAGCAUCCGGGGAGCAAGCUAACCCACUGUCAGCAAUGGCAAAUGCUGUCAAUUUUGGAGCAGCAGCCGCUGUCGAGUCCUCACUGCCCCCUGCUGUCAUUGCCGCCGAAGCCAAGCUCCAAGAAGAGCUGCGGAAGCGGGCAGAGAAGGUGAACGAGUUUUGCAGAAGUGUACCAGGCUUUAUCGAGUCCCUGGACAAACCGGCCUCGUUCUGAAAUUAUCUAUCCGGUCGACGUUAUUUUAUUCCGAAGUCUCAAUGGGGCAUGAAGCGGCAGUAGGUACCUAAGGCGAGCGCCCCAUGCGUGUCAAAGUUAACAAGUUCAACAACGUCCAUACAUUCUUGCAGUCAUCG